Molecule: messenger RNA, 1470 nt
Organism: Odobenus rosmarus divergens (Pacific walrus)
Lineage: Eukaryota; Metazoa; Chordata; Mammalia; Carnivora; Odobenidae
Gene: TBX1
Product: T-box 1
Exons: 8
Coding region: 1-1470 (489 amino acids)
Biological process (GO): cell fate specification; positive regulation of DNA-templated transcription; regulation of transcription by RNA polymerase II
Cellular component (GO): nucleus
Molecular function (GO): DNA-binding transcription factor activity, RNA polymerase II-specific; RNA polymerase II cis-regulatory region sequence-specific DNA binding
Source: RefSeq, a predicted model, not a curated record
AUGGACGCGCGGAGCCCGCUGUCUCCCCGGGCCAGCGCGUUCAGCAUCGCCUCUCUGGUUGCAGCAGAGGUCGCAGAGCGCACCGUUCGCCUGGGCCCUGGGUCCUCCGACCAGGCGAAGCUCCAGCGGCUGUUGGGAUCCCCGGCCGGGAUGCACUUCAGCACCGUCACCAGGGACAUGGAAGCUUUCGCGCCGGCCGCCGGGGCCGCCACCAGCGCCGCCGCCGAGCCCGAGGGCCCCGGGGCCAGCUGCGCGGCCGCCGCCAAGGCGCCAGUGAAGAAGAACGCGAAGGUGGCCAGCGUGAGUGUGCAGCUGGAGAUGAAGGCGCUGUGGGACGAGUUCAAUCAGCUGGGCACCGAGAUGAUCGUCACCAAGGCCGGCAGGCGCAUGUUCCCCACUUUUCAAGUGAAGCUCUUCGGCAUGGACCCCAUGGCCGACUACAUGCUCCUCAUGGACUUCGUUCCAGUGGACGACAAGCGCUACCGGUACGCCUUCCACAGCUCCUCCUGGCUGGUGGCCGGGAAGGCGGACCCUGCCACACCAGGCCGUGUCCACUACCACCCUGACUCGCCUGCCAAAGGUGCACAGUGGAUGAAGCAAAUUGUGUCCUUCGACAAGCUCAAACUGACCAACAACCUGCUGGAUGACAACGGCCAUAUUAUUCUCAACUCCAUGCACAGAUACCAGCCCCGCUUCCACGUUGUUUAUGUGGACCCACGCAAAGAUAGUGAGAAAUAUGCUGAGGAGAACUUUAAAACCUUUGUGUUUGAGGAGACUCGCUUCACUGCGGUCACUGCCUACCAGAACCACCGGAUCACGCAGCUCAAGAUCGCCAGCAACCCCUUCGCCAAAGGCUUCCGAGAUUGCGAUCCGGAGGACUGGCCCCGGAACCAUCGGCCCGGCGCGCUGCCGCUUAUGAGCGCCUUCGCGCGCUCGCGGAACCCCGUGGCCUCCCCCACGCAGCCCAACGGCGCAGAGAAAGACAUGGCCGAGGCUCGACGAGAAUUCGAGCGCGACGCGGGCGGACCGGCCGUGCUCGGGGACCCGGCGCACCCGCCGCAGCUGCUGGCACGGGUGCUGAGCCCCGCACUGCCCGGGGCCGGCGGCGCCGGCGGCCUCGUCCCGCUGCCCGGUGCGUCCGGAGGCCGGCCCAGCCCUCCGCACCCUGAGCUGCGCCUGGAGGCGCCCGGCGCGUCGGAACCGCUGCACCACCACCCCUACAAGUACCCGGCCGCCGCCUACGACCAUUACCUCGGGGCCAAGAGCCGGCCGGCGCCCUACCCGCUGCCCGGCCUGCGCGGCCACGGCUACCACGCGCACACGCACGCGCACCCGCACCACCACCAUCCCGCUGUGAGCCCGGCAGCCGCCGCUGCCGCCGCCGCCGCCGCCGCCGCCGCCGCAGCCGCCAACAUGUACUCGUCGGCCGGGGCCCCGCCUCCCGGCUCCUACGACUACUGCCCCAGAUAA